Molecule: messenger RNA, 1867 nt
Organism: Amphibalanus amphitrite
Lineage: Eukaryota; Metazoa; Arthropoda; Thecostraca; Balanomorpha; Balanidae
Product: DNA-directed RNA polymerase III subunit RPC3-like
Exons: 10
Coding region: 147-1751 (534 amino acids)
Biological process (GO): DNA-templated transcription
Cellular component (GO): RNA polymerase III complex
Molecular function (GO): single-stranded DNA binding
Source: RefSeq, a predicted model, not a curated record
GGGUAUGUAUAUGCUAUUUAGCAUGCUUAUCAUUUCACAUUCUUUGAUCAAUGAUAAAAUAUUCUUAAAAUGGUCUAAACUCAAUUAAAAAAAUCGUGGUAGCUGAUCCUCAGCUGUAUUAAUUGCCUGGCCGGUUCUACACAGUCAUGUCCCAGGUACUGGGCCGGCUGUGUGGCCAGGUGGCAGGAGAUGCCUUCGGUCCGGUCGUCCAGUCCGUGGUCCAGUACCUAUUCACGGCCGGAUCGCGGCCACUGCCGGCCGUCAUUGUCAACUCGCCCUACCAGCGCAAUGAGGUGAAACUGGCGCUGCAGGUGCUGCUGCAGCACCACAUGGUGACGUUCUCCGUGACCCGCACCUCGAUGGUCGAGUACACCCUCCAUCCGGACCGGGUACUGCUGCUCCUUCGUUAUGCCAGGUUUCUGCUGUUGAUCAAGACCCGGUUUGGCGUGGAGCAGGAGGUGAUUCUGGACGAGCUGCUCCGUCAGGGACAGGACUCGGCGUUCCAGCUGGUCGUUCGGGUCACCAAGCGGAUAAACGAGUCGCUCGAAGAGGGCGGUAAGCGCGUACAGCCCUCCACGAUCCGUGACAAGUUCUGUGAGCUGGUGCGCGGCCACUACCUGCAGCGGUGUGCCUCCCUGGCGCCGCCGCCGGACCCGUCGGCUCCCCCGCCGGCCGAGGACGCGCCGCCGCCGCCGCCCGUGGUGGAGGGCGUACCGCCGCUGGUGGAGCCCGAGGGGGAGCGUGCCUUCAUGCCGCCGGCCCAGCUGGACAUGGGAGCCGUGCAGCGCGCGGUGGACGGGAGGCCCGGCCGGCCGCCGCCCGACGACCCCGUCCGGUGGAGGGUCAACUUCUCGCGGCUGGACGAGGAAUUCCGUGACCAGCUGGUGCUCAACUCUGUGUCCCGCACCUGCGGGGAGCCGGCCGCCGAUGUCAUGCGACACCUGAUGGCGCUGGCGGCACAGACCAGCCGACCCUGGUCGCCCGAGUGCGGCCCCGUGGCGCUCACCGAGCUCAAAGACCGGCUCACGCGGCUCUCCAACUCAGUGCACGCCGACGCAGUCCGCUACUGCGAGCAGUACGUCCGGAUCAUGAGCGAGGGCGAGACGCCUUACCUGGUCCGGUUCGGGGACGCCGGCGGCGGACAGUACACCCUCAACAUGAAGCGCGUGAUGCAAAACUUCGGCUGGGCCGUGGCCGAGAAUGUCGUCCAGGAGAGGUUCGGCUCGCGCGCCGGCCGCAUAUUCCGGCUGAUCCGGUCCAAGCGGUACAUCGAACAAGACAAGAUCCAUGAGUGGGCCAUGAUCCCGCCCAAGGAGGCCAAGUUGCUGACCUACCAGCUGCACCAGGCCACCUUCGUCAGCGUCUGUGACCUCCGCAAGCCUGGUCAGCAGGUGGCGCCCGGCCGGCUGGUGUUCCUCUUCCACCUGGACUUUAACCACCUGACGCGGAUGCUGAUCGAGACGUGUUACCGGGCGCUGCUCAACAUGCUGACGUCCCGCUCGGCGGAGGCCAGCCGGCACCAGCGGCUCUACGACAAACAGCAGCGGGUGGAGACCCUCCUGGCCACGAUGAGGCAGCAGGGCGUCGACGACGACCAGAUCGCAGAGGUGGAGGAGGCUCUGACGGAGCCGGAGCGGGCCGAGCUGGCUCGCGCCGCCGCCGUCACCGACCGGCUCUCGCUGGCCGAAACGCAGCUCGACCAGACCCUGUUCCUGCUGCAGACCUGCCUGCGCUACAGCGCCAUGAAGUGAUACACCGACCCCACACUGUCGCUGUUAUUGUAAAGGAACUGACUUCCUUGGGCUCAUGUGUUUGUUAUUGGUGUGUACGGGUGUGAUUCAGGUGACAAUAUAGACGAUGGUUUGUA